GUGUGACGUGAUGUAUCCUCUUGCUUUACAGUUGCUGGUCAAACAGUUCCCCGAGUGACAGCUAAACAGGAACACUGCCCGACUGCUGUAUGAAAGUGUUGGAGGGAGGGUAUUGCAUCUGAAACAAAAUAUUACGUUUUUGUAACAAUGGAGGACUACCAACCUAACGAUGAGGUUUCCUUUAAUGCAGAUGAAGCCAGCAACUCCGUGAAAGAGUGCAUUGAAAGUAUCCUUGGUGGGGUGGACUACAAUCAAAACAAAGUAAACCAGUGGACAGCCAGUAUCGUGGAACACUCUCUAACUCAGCUUGUUAAACAAGGGAAACCUUUUAAAUACAUAGUAAACUGUGCUGUAAUGCAGAAGAGUGGGGCUGGUCUGCACACAGCCAAUUCCUGUUAUUGGGACACCACUACGGAUGGAAACUGCACAGUAAGAUGGGAGAAUCGGACCAUGUAUUGUGUCGUCUGUGUUUUUGCAGUUGCUGUCACCCUGUAGCUGUUUGAAAGCUGGACAAGAACACACACUCACACACAGAGACACACCAAAGCCUUGACGAUCUAAUGCUGUUUUUGACAUUAAAUGAGUGUAAUAACGCAAGGACUAAGAAUGAGUUGUUAAUGAACACACAGGUAUGCACUCUUCUAGAACCUUGCACCCAAGCUACAGGGAGGGGUCUUUGAAUGGCUGCUUUAGUAGGAAAUGGAUGGAAGGGUUGAACUAAGGGGCUAUGUUUUUUGAUAAGGAUUUGUUAUUGAACAUGCAGGUAUGCACUGUUCUGGAAUCCCAAGCUACUACAUUACUCUUUUCCCAUUUUUUUUAUUUAUUUAUUGAUAUUCUGUGAUGAAAGCACUCUAUACACAGGCGCCUCUUGUUCUGGGGCAGCUGGUUUUGCCAGAUAUUCCUUCUUAUGAUGUCUUGGCACUGUCUUAAAAGUUCAGCAUAGAAACCCAAAUGUCUCUAUUUUUGGGAGGCUUGUGUGUGUCUCUUAAGUGGUGCUGAGUGACUUCCAUGGUAUCAGCUAGUUGAUAGUAGUGUACAAUAACAAAACUAAAGCUUAGUCAUUUAAGUAUUACCAUUUUCUUUACAAAAAUGUCUUAUUUAAUUAUUAAAGAGCAGCAUUAUUAUUAUUAAGGUCCUGAAACCGCAAAUUCAAAUACCCCUUCAUGACAAAGGACAACAUUGUUAAAUUGUGUGUGCCAGCUUUCAGAUUUCACAGUCCUGUUCAUUUUCAGUAUAAUAUAGUUUUUUUUUCUGUUUCAGAACUGCUAUGUUAUUGUAAUUUUUCACUUCUCUUGAAAAGUAUAGACUAUUAAACCUUAUAUACAUUGUAUCUACUGUAAUUUUAUUACAGUACAAGAGCUUGAUUGAUAGUGUCUGAAUUGCCAAUCCUUAAAUAUUAGCAGCCGGGAAAGUAGAAUUUGAAAUAAACCCACAAGAUGAAUAUCAUUCACCUACAUUUUAGUAACUUUUUAUCAUAGGAUGUAAAUAGCCCAGUAGAGCAUGCCUUGUGUAUUGCAUCCGGUGCAGAUUGAUUUGUUAUUUUUAGAGCAAAUAGAAGAAUGUAUGCAUUUGUAUUCACUAGUGCUUAACUGUAAAUAUAAAUAUAAUGUUGUAAUGCCAUCAGGGAUACUUUUCUGACAACAGUCAUGUUUUGUAACUUUGCAUUACUUUAACACACAGCAGAGCCACAAACACCUCUCAGCUCAGUUCUAAAUGUUUUAUAUCUAAUUAGAUGGAUUAUUGUUUUUUAAAUCCCCAGUAGGAGGUUGUGUACAAUACGUGUAUUCACUUGUGGCUGUUUCAAUGUAUUCCAGCCACGUCCUUGCCUAUCGAUUUGAGCAGUCCAGAGCCGUGUUCCAAACAGCUGUAAAUUGGACCUAGAUUAAAUAACUAACAACUUGUUAGUAGAAGGGCCUGGAUUGGAAUGGGUUGAAGGGUCUACAUGUGAAUUAUCACAGUCCUGUAAACUUACCAAAUCAGAAGUAAUCAACCCCCUAAAUGCUAUUCUCAAAAAAGAAGAGAGCUUCCACUAAAAGCAUAACAAGAUAAUCCCCUAUUUGCCAAAUAACUGUAUAUCUAACCAUGAACGUUAGUAGAUUUGCAAAAAGACUCUUGCUUGUAUUUAAAGAGCAGACAGUUAUCCAUUCAGGGAUACCAAGAUAUUUAUAAAGUGAUUGAAUUGGUUUUGAGAGGGGUAUUUAUAAAGUGAUUGAAUUGGUUUUGAGAGGGGUAAAACAAGGAAAGAUGUCCCACCCCCUAACACAAACCAGUGGUCCUAAUCUGUAGAGUAAAACAAAUAUCCAAACUCUACUGAAAGGUGUGAUGAAGGCACUUUGCAUUUUAACAGGACUGGGUACAAUGUUUACAAUUUUAAACCAAGUCUUUGGAGCUGCUUGACAUCUUUUACACAGGCUUCAUAUUUGCAGUAUAGUUUGCAGGGGAUUAUUUUUAUAUAUAUAUAUAUAUAUAUAUAUAUAUAUAUAUUAUUUAUUUCUUAGCAGACGCCCUUAUCCAGUUACUUUUUGGUAACUGAAAUAAGAUUGCAUACGAAGAAAUUAUUUUGCCUACCACUUAGAUCUUUUUUUUUAUUUGGUUUUGUUUCUGACACAAUCCAGCAGCAGUGCGUUUAUGAUCCAUAAGAUGGUGGUAAUGUAGUUUAGGAAACAACACAGCCCACCCAACAUCAGAGAAGAAAAGCUCCAGUAACAUCAGUGUGCAGUCUUUUAUAUGAUGUGCAAAUGUGUUCUGCAUAUUACAAACGUGAUUUUUAAAUGUUAUAAGUCCAUAAGUAUGAAGUACAUUAUUUCACAGUUUAAGAGAAAUCAGUUUUGCUUAAAGUGAGAAUAAAUUCUUUAUUUUAUUGGAGGCGAUGCAGGUGGUUGUAUGCAGCCAUGUAAUAAUGUGUGUGAACAGCAGGGGGCUGUCUUACACAUACACAUGCUUUAAUAUUGAACCAUGAACUUUCUUCUAGCAGACCUGGGAGAAAUAUCUGUAAUAGAGAUGACUUUGCAAAUACCUCUGCAGUCUUGGUUAAUCAACUCAACAUAUUAAUAAAUUGAUUUGAUGAGUAAUUAAAACAGAAAGUUAUAGUGUAACUGCCAUUUUAAUAAUGUUAUAUGAAUGACUGAUAACUAGCAAUCACACUAAGUGGAUUACUUUUCCCCCCCCUUUAAUGAUCAAAACUGAUUGUGCAUGUUUUCUUUUCUUUUUUUUUUUGUUGCAAUUUACAGUAAUUUAUAAUUUCACCUGCAGAUUGUAAUAACUGGAUAUGUUAAUUCUUACACUUAGUUGAAAUAAACUGGUUUGUGGUAUUAUUGUCUUCCCUGUGAUGCAUUAAUGAAUUUAUUUCUAAACACUGCAAAAAUAUGUAAUAUACUUCAGCCUUAAUAAAGCUUAAGAUUGUGAUAGCUUGCUCUUUUACAUUGAAGAAACUGUAAAACUGGAUAACAUGAAAUGUCUCUUUAAUAGUGCGAUCAGCUGAGUAUUAAUGUUCUUCAUGCUUCCAUGGUAUAUAUGUCACACUGUUAAUAAAAGGAGGUAAUCAUACCAUAUACUAUGGUACUGACAUUUAUUUAAA
This is a messenger RNA of Acipenser ruthenus (sterlet), 3577 nucleotides long. Its product is annotated as dynein light chain Tctex-type 3-like. The transcript has 5 exons. Lineage: Eukaryota; Metazoa; Chordata; Actinopteri; Acipenseriformes; Acipenseridae. Gene Ontology annotation, cellular component: cytoplasmic dynein complex; cytoplasm; kinetochore. Bases 148 to 495 code for a protein of 115 amino acids. Gene Ontology annotation, biological process: microtubule-based movement. Gene Ontology annotation, molecular function: dynein intermediate chain binding. The record is from RefSeq and is a predicted model, not a curated record.